AUGAGGGUUGCGGAGUUGGUUCAACAGCCCGGUCGUGACCAUCUUCCGUAUCUCACUCCGUAUCCACAUGGACGGGGUCAAACAUGGUUCAACCGAUCCGGGAACGGGAUCAGCGCAUGGAUCAACCGUAUGAUGUACUCGGCCCUCGACAGUGGACAUCCGACUUUCACUCACUUCCCAACCGACAAGCAGGUUCUGUGGUUUCGUCAGUUUGCGCAAGAGUUCAACUGGAAUUCCGAUGAGACGCUCUUUAUCUAUCACCACUUCGUCCAUAAAGUAAUGGACAACUAUGGGAAGCAGAUCCACGAGUGGAAGAAGAAGUGGGAAAUCAAUAAGGUCCCAAAGUCGAUGAACGAUACGGUCUGGAAGGAGUUGUGUGCGCAUUGGGAUAAGGAGGAGACGAAAGAAACUUCUUCCACCAACUCCACCAACCGCAGGAGCGACCGUAAAGGGAAGGGCAUCUACAAGCAUAACUUGGGUGCUCAAUCUAUUGCCACUCUCGGAGAUCGCAUGGCGGAAGAAAAUGAUGGCGAGCCGGUCGAUGAUCUCGCCCUAAUGAGGAGGGCGUAUACCAACAAGAAGACCGGCCAGAUUGAUGACGGUCUUGUGAGGGACGUGGUCGACCUGGUCCAAACUCAGGUGGUAGACGAAGUGUCUCAGCUUCAAACCGAGGAUGACGCUUCGACGGCUUCGACCAACUUGUCCCGGUUUCGAAUCAACGAAAUCGUUGAAUCCUCGGUUCCAAAGAAGAAGGGACGUUUGUUCGGUUUGGGUCGUCGCACCCGGUCGGUUCCUCCUUCUUCUGCACCACCGCCCUUUGUUGAUCCAGAAGUACUUACGGCUCAGUUGAAGGACAAAGAUGAUCGAAUAUCUUUGUUGGAGACCCAGAUGGCGGCUCAACAGGCGGGCUAUGAGGCACAGAGGAGGCUGAACCAGCAAAUGAUGGAGAUGAUGCAGAGGAUGUACCCGAACGAGGUGUUCCCGGACGUGCCAGACCCGGACAACUCCCUCGGAAAAUUCCGAGGAACGGAUCCCUCGGAAUAUACCGAGGGAACAGUUCCUCGGAAUAAACCGAGGAAAAAGUCCGUCGGUAUACUCCUAUCGAUCGAUGUAUAUAUGUCCAAACACGCAUCGAUCGAUGAACUUCCGAGGAAUUAUCCCGACGAAGUUCUACCUCGGUAUAUUCCGAGGACUUUUCCGACAAACAAGGGAUCCUCGGAAUUUCCUCGGAAAUUUAUUUCCUCGGAAUUCCGUCGGAAAAUUCCGAGGGAUUUCAGAGGAAAAAAGAAAUUCCGAGGAAUUAUUUCCGACGACGUAUUUCGUCGGAAUUGCGUCGGAAUAAUGAUAUUCCGACGAAAUUCCGACGAUUUUUUCCCUCAGAAUCCUUGAUGUUUUCUUGUAGUGAGAGUAUGUAGGGCAUUCACGUUAGUGAUUAAUACAUAAUCUACUUUCUAUAUCUACACAAACCACCUCUUAGCAUUGAUGCAUCAAAAUCUCAAUCAGAUUCAGACUCAAAAUCUUCCCAUCAUUCUGGAUGGGGACAUGAAAGAGUAGAGGUCAGGCCAUUGCGAAUGGCUACCCCGGAAUGAACAACCCUUAACCGAAUAACGAUCAUAAAAAAUUCUUGCUUUUCUUUUCGCAUGUUGAGCAUGUCGAUCCGUUAAAAUUGGAGCCUUGCAGCCAUUUUCCCCACAAGAAGAAGCUUUAUUCUUCGUUUGCUUCACCAACCCAAGAAUGGACACCAGUCGUUACUCCGACUUUUGUACAUAAACCGCAUCUGGGCGGGAAGAAUCUAUUACCUCCCCACUCUUGUCUCGAUCGGUUUUAGGGUCUGCCUCCACCUUAUUUGCAAGCAGUGGUACAAGUUCUCACCCAAUUGAAAGAAAAAUAAAACGCUGUUAAAAAUAUAUAGAUAUAUAUAUAUGUAAAUGCAAUGCUACGUUCCUCGUAAUGCAAAACUAGCAACUUGGACAAAGAAAAUCACAACCUGGAAUCAGCGAAGAAUGACUAAUAAAGCUCAAUUAAGAGAGGAGGAGCAUCCCAUGGACGCUCCUACAAGAUUGAAACUCCCAUUUCGAGCCCAUCUGAGACGCUUGGAAGCUGGUGUACUUUCUGAAGAUAAUCUCUAUCACACAUCGUAGCAGCUGUCAUGUUAUUUUUAGCAGGUACCGAUGAACCACCACCUGACGAUACCGUUCAUCUUACAUUUCACCUCUCCCUCCGAGACCCCAAUUGGGUUCAGAUUGACGUAGUCAUGGAGAUCCACUCCAAGACUGAAGAGCAAUAUGACCUAUUGUAUCCGUAAGAUCAACCAAACCAAUAUCAUUACUGAAACACCCGCCCCUUCCCCAUUUCCAACCGGGGAUCCUGGGCGCGGGGUUUAGGACACACAUGUCUACUUUCCCGAUAUCUCUGUGUGUCCCGUUUCUGGUCCUAUGAGUUUCAGGUGCGUUUCCUUUCUUACCAUUGACAUUUCCACUUAUAGUUCUGCAAAAAGGAAGAGGGAAAAAGAGGGGUGAGUAUGAAUACUCAGUGAAGCGAUUCUAGACCAGUCUCCCCCAUGAGCUUUUAUACUGCUCAAUGCGAAACGAGAACCGACUAGUCACUACACCCAUUUGUUAUCUAGUUAUUAAAGUUUCAUUUCACGAAAACAAGCAAUGCAAUGAACUCAGUCAUCACUCAAUCCACAUAAUUCGGUUUUAUAUUUUAAGACUCCAUUCAUCCUAAAACUCUAGGACCUACACAGAUCAAGCGGACCAACCCUCCCCUUUUCUUGCUGCAUUCCUGUGGAGCCGCCUGCCCUGGUACACUCGGCAUCCGGUUCCCUUGGAUGUAGUCUAUACCCUUUGCAGUGUAUUACGACCCCUUCCCGCCAAGACUCGGCGUGACUCAAUCUUACCGGCGCCUCUAUUCUUACCCUGCCGUUUUCGAACGCUACGGCCGCCGCGUUUUCCCAUACUCCCCACCAGUCCCUCGGUGGUUCGUAUUUCAUUCACUUAAUUUCCCAUACUCCCCACCAGUCCCUCGGUGGUUUGCAUUUCAAUCAUUUAACCUUCCUUUUCUUAUCAUUUCCUUUUUCCUUAUCAUUUCCUUUUUCCUUAACCCUUAGACUCUUUCUUACUUUCCGUUUUAGACGCCACCCAUUCUCGGUGUCACACUCAAUCCAUUUAACAAUCAGUCAUAGAUAUCCUACCAUUCAUCUAACCAGACCGGUUAACAGUUCUCUUAAGAUCCUACGUUCAUUUCUUUCUAACCAUCCUAGCUCUCAAUCACAAACAACAGAUCUUCUAUCAACCAAUCACUCAAUCAACAAUCAUCAAUAAACCAGUUCGUGUAAAGUUCUUAAUCAGUAUGAGAGUUCUGAUGCAAUAUGAUCUAUCAUCCUAACAACAAACAGGAUCUAAUCAAUCCUAGCAACCCAUUCAACAAUAUAAAAGAACAUAGAACAGAUCUGGAUAGAACACCUCACCUUAGCCUAGAUCUGGAUCUGAGAAUAAGGAGUAAGAGAAACGGGAUCUGAAUCUAUGACACCACGCGGCCACCACCACCACUCGCGGCUGCUCACGGCAAGGAGAGAGAGACGCGGCCGAGAGAGAGAAAGAGGCACGGCGAGGAGAGAGAGAGAGAGGAGGAACGUGGCGAAGAGAGAGAAAGAAGAGAGAGACGGCGCGGGGAGGAGAGAAAGAGAGUCGACGGCUAGGGCUUCUAAUCUCCGGGAAUUCUUUGCAGGGCUUCGCUUCUAUGUUUCUGAUGUGGGACUAAAAGGGUGGGAGCUUGCUUUUAUAAGUGGAGAAAGGGGAAAACCCUUGGGCUCUCUUGUUGGGCUGUAGAGAACCCAUUUGACUUUAAAAGUUUUUAAUUGGGCUGGUUUUGGGGUGUUACAAUUCUCCCCCUGUUUAUCGGAAUUCGCCCCGAAUUCCAAUCUUCAGGCUUUAAACCUUAACAUCUCAAAACCCGAGGAAAGUUUUCAAACACAAUCAAGGGAAGCACACAAAAGGCAUCUUACUUGCUCAAGUUCAUUUAAAACCAACAACGAAUUUAAUAAAUGAAAUGGAGUAGGACUACAAUAAAUAGAUAGGUCUCAAGGUAUCGCUAAAAUCCGCGAAUAUCCUUAUAACAAGAAAUGAAAAGCUAAAAAGAACAAUAGGAAAUGAAGAAAACCGUGUCCUACUCCUACUAGCUGAUUCAGGAAUCACAACUAGCCACUUCGAACUGGAGACUUCUGCUCCCCUUCCGGCUUAGGACCAGCCACGCGGCCACUCCCCGUCGCCGACGCCGACUCCUCUUCCCACUCUGAGUCCUCCGAUGGAUCCUCUUCCACCUCUACGUCCUCCUCAGAGCUCGAGAUGGCGACGAUCCGACGAGUAAGUGUCCGUUCAGCCUCCAUUGCCUGACCGGCCAUCCGGUUCACCAAGGCGAAUUCCCAUGGUUCCAACACACCAAUCAGCUUUCCCCGAAUUUCUUCGCGGAGUCCUGCCUUGUACCACCGGCACCAAUCCUCCGCUGUCUUGGGCUUGCAUCUUUUGGCUGACACCAGGAAUUCCUCUGUGUACUCCCGGACUGAGCGCGGUCCCUGCGUGGCCUGCAUCACUGUUCCACACUGACAUACUCCGGUUAUGUUCCUCAGGCUCUCUGCAUCAAUGCUCGGAAUCUUCCUUGGAUGCCCACGUUUCCUCGUUGGUACACUGUCCUCCAUCCUGAUCGGUCCCGGACCUUCCCUGGUCGGCCCCGUCGUCCUUGGGCGCCCUCGCCCCUUUGUGGCCGGUGUCAUGUCAACUUCAGGUGCAAACUGGAAAGUCCCCUGACCCUGGUACAAUCGCCUGUACUCGGCUGCCCGCUGAAAAUGGGGGCAUCAAAACCCGACGCCUCACGGUCGUCUCCUGGAUGGGGGCGUUCGGCUGCUCCGCGAACUCCAUUUCCUCUUCGUUUGGGAAGAGUGCAGGUACCAUGUCACCCCAAGCGUCACAGUAGGGCUUGCGGGCGUACGCCCUUGUCCCUUUUGGUCCAUAGCGCAUGCGUCUUUCUCCGAGCUCGUGAUGCACUGGUGAAGACAUCCUGCAGCGUAAAAACAAAGACCUGAUCAUAAUGUAAUAGUAGUCAUGCAGAGAUGGCAGUUUUUCAAUCAUUUCUCAAAACUAGUGCUGCUUCAGCAUUCCAUGAAAUCUCAUCCACGGUGUGGUUCUUAUCGUCCCUUUUUAUCCUAUGAAGAUCCCAUAUCCUUAUUAGCAUUUCGCAUUCUGCUCCAAGAUAACUCUCCGUCAUCCUUUUUACCCCAAGAUGAUCCUCCAUCAUCCUUUUUACCCCAAGAUGAUCCUUAGCUUAGUUCUCACAAUCUGAAAUCGGCUUUCUCCUACUGUCUCGCCGGUAGUCCCUUGGCCGCCCUGGUUCACCUCUUCUUCAUCGGCGGGCCCACGCCAUGGUGGUGGGACCCGCGCCCAUAUUUUUUUUUUUUUUUUUUUUUUUUUUAAUA
This is a messenger RNA of Brassica napus (rape), 5470 nucleotides long. RefSeq lists its product as uncharacterized. Bases 1 to 1389 code for a protein of 462 amino acids. The transcript has 7 exons. NCBI's taxonomy places the organism in Eukaryota, Viridiplantae, Streptophyta, Magnoliopsida, Brassicales, Brassicaceae. The record is from RefSeq and is a predicted model, not a curated record.